CACGAGUCCCUUAUCCACCAAAUUAACAGCGCGGCCUCGCCCGCUCCAUCGAUCCGCUGAUCGCCUGAUCCUUGCCAUGGCGGCUUCCUUCGACGACCUCGCCCGCAGGAUAGGCGCCUACUUCCCGCUACCACCGCCCGCGCCAUCACCGAAGGACCAGCUCUCCGGCGUCGCCGCCGCCGUCCUCAGCGCUGGCGGCCGCCUCGGCCGCGCCGUCGGCGACGUCUUCCGCCGCCUCCGCAUCGAAGACGGCCCCGACGACGUCGCCUACCCGCAGAAGCUCCAUCGGCGGCGGAUCUCCUCCUCCGCCGCCGCCGCUGCCGAAGACGACGCAGUACUAGGGACCGGCGGCGGCGGCCGAGAUCGCGUCUCCGGAUCCGGGCGGUUCGAAUUCGAUGCCGCGCGGUCGGCGCAGGGGAGCGUGAGCGUGGGGGCGGCGUUCGACAGCAGGGCGGGCGGCGUGGAGAGCUCCGUGUCCGCGCGCGGCGACCUGUGGCGCGCCGAGGCCUCGCACAGAGGCGGCGGCGGCGGCAAUGGCGAUGGCGGCGGAGCGCCGCUGUUCUUGGUGCAGCUUGGGCCCGUGCUCUUCCUCAGGGACACCACGCUGCUGUUCCCCGUCCACCUGUCCAAGCGACAUCUCGUAUGGUACGGCUUCGAGCGCAAGAACGGGGUGCAUUCGGUGUGCCCGGCUUACUGGUCAGCGCAACGGAGAUGCUUCUUCAUGUCGAUGAUCUGCCUCAAUCCAUUUUCUUGCUCGUUCAUGGACAUGCAAUUUCCAAACGGGCAACUGAGAUAUGUUUCCGGAGACGGGUUGGCCGCGCGCGGCUUUCUUCCUUUCCGUGGCGGCGGCGUCCUCCAGGCCCAUGGGAAAUUCCCAGGGGAGAAGAGGCUCAUCUUCUCCUACAAGAACAGCAGCGGGGGCAGCAUCAUCCCAGCCGUCCAGUGGCCAGACAAGUCCCUCUCGCUGGGGCUAGUCCAGGUGCUCUCCUGGAAGAGGUGUGGCCUCAUGGAGCAGCCAAUCCUUCAGUUCAGCAUAUGCCCCACCUUUGGCGGGAGCCGCCCUGGGGUGUCCAUGGAGCUCGUCCAUUCGGUAAGUGAGAAGGCCAGUGUUGCCUGUGGCUACUCUCGCACCGCUUCCCCUUCCGCCUACGCUUCCAUAUCGAUUGGAAGAUCGAAGCUGAAUGGCGGCGUGACGACCUCAGGGGUUUUGUUCAGAGUAGACACCCCGCUACAUAGUUUUGGCCGGCCAUGGUUCUCGAUUCAAAUGAAUAGUGGGAUCGAGUUUUGAAGCUCUGAUUCUUGAGCUGCUCUGAUUUGUUGCGAAAGAAAAGUAUAAACGGACAUCACGCUCGAAAAUACAUGUACAUUCAAAGUUGUGUAUAUAAAAAGGCUUGACAAGGACUCUUUCUCUAUA
Molecule: messenger RNA, 1414 nt
Organism: Brachypodium distachyon (stiff brome)
Lineage: Eukaryota; Viridiplantae; Streptophyta; Magnoliopsida; Poales; Poaceae
Exons: 6
Coding region: 77-1288 (403 amino acids)
Source: RefSeq, a predicted model, not a curated record